Messenger RNA from Zea mays, 1344 nucleotides. RefSeq lists its product as uncharacterized. The transcript has a single exon. The coding region runs from base 864 to 1190 and encodes 108 amino acids. NCBI's taxonomy places the organism in Eukaryota, Viridiplantae, Streptophyta, Magnoliopsida, Poales, Poaceae. The record is from RefSeq and is marked predicted.
AUCGAACCCGACAUAAUUUUAUCAUAGGUUCAACAAUAUUCAACAUUACAUGGCAAUAUCAUGCCUUCAAAUCACACAAAACAUAGCAUUGAGUCUAAUUGUUCAAUACACAAUACUUAAUAUUUGAAUAUAUAAGACUUCUAAGCUGUUGGAGCUUAAGGGCAUCCUUCUCUUCCAAUUCCAGUCUUGUUGCUCAGAGUAAAAGCUUCUACAAAGCAGUAAUUAGAAGUACUACUACCUUAUUAACAAACAUAAUCUGAAACUAACAUCAAAUGACUCUAAAAUUAGCAACGGAUUAAAUUCUAGCAUACAGUUAUACAUUGAGAUGUGAUAAAAAAAUAUUACAUGGAAUCUUGAUAAAUAAAGAACACAUUCAAGUAAAAAAAAGAGGGGUUUGCGUGCAUCGAACCCCGUUGAUUUCAACAACUCUACGCUGGAGAUGGUGGAAGAAUCUUUAGCGGGCGUAGCUGGUGGUCCUUCAACAGCGAGGCGACUUCGAUUGGCGGUGACACGACUCUUCUUGAAUGGCGAGGCCACUGUUUUACCCAUUAGAUUAUCUUUAACAGUAGCGCCGGCCGUGACAACGGUAGCAGCAACGGCGUCCCUUCGCGAGGUCGCCGUCACGAUGUUAGUUCAAUGAAAGUUUACUCACAAUCGGUGCUCAGUACAAUCGCACAUAUAACAAACACAACAAAAACAACCAUAUAUUGAAUCGAAUAUACCAAAAAUCAAACGAAUAGAUUGUGCUCAGUGCUCACAGCUCACCUUGCGGUGUCUGAGUUGGUCGUCUCCGGAGAGGAUGAUACGUCCCCUGCCUGAAUCUGUAGAGGAGGGGAUGAGGCUGCUGGCCUAGUGCUUGGGUCAUGGUCACCGUUCUCUGUGGACUGUGGGCUCGACGUAGCCGAUACCGACGAAGACAUCUGCAGCGGCGGCGUACCUGGGAGACGGCUGGUGGAGUGGCGGUUGCCUGGAGCCUUGGACGCGGGCGGCUAGCGGGCUGGCGGCUGCCUGGACGCGGGCGGCCGGCGGCGGGACUUGGUCUGUCCUGGACGCGGGCGGCAGGACGCCGGACGCCUGGUGAGCUGUGGAUGUGCGGCACUGCGGCGGGGAGUCCGUGCGUUGGGAUCCCGCGAUUCCCGCCCGUGCGCUGGGACGACUGGUGGUGCGAGUUGGAGCAGGCGAGCAGCUGACUUGCGAGCUGCCGAGUUGGAGCCGUGGUCCGUGGAGUACUGGAGCGUGGGCGUGGUGCCCUGGACGGCUGGACUGGAGGUUUGGAGUUCUGGUCUUCUGGACGGACGCUGGAGGCUGGACUCUGGUGGGCGGCGGCAGCGUUAGGGACUCUGG